CUACAAAUCCACCCACAAACCUACGCCACUCACGCAGCUUUCUCAGCCUUCAACUUCAUACCUCCUUCACCUCCUUCCACCCGAUAAUGCUAUGCUAAGAUUUCUCCGCACCGCAAUGGCCACCCUCACCAACACCCCCCGAGUCCCCAUCCCCGCCAACGGGGUCGACUACCGUGGCAAAGUAGUCCUGGCCCCGAUGGUCCGCUCCGGCGAACUCCCCUCUCGUCUCAUUGCCCUCAGAUACGGCGCCGAUCUCGUCUGGGGCCCCGAAACCAUCGACCGGGCCCUCGCAGGAGCCGUCCGCCGCGUGAACCCCCGCAACGGCACCAUCGAAUUCACCCGCAUGCCCUCCAACAGCGGGCGCGCUGAAAAAGCAACCCAAGAAUCCGUGAUCUACCGUCUCGACCCUGUCCGUGAAAAGGGCAAACUCAUUUUCCAGAUCGGCACCGCCACACCGGAAAUCGCCGUCGCAGCUGCUAAACUCGUCGCGGGCGAUGUCGCCGGUAUCGAUGUGAACUCGGGAUGUCCGAAGCCAUUCAGCACGAGCGGCGGAAUGGGUGCGGCACUGCUUCGGACACCGGACAAGUUGGUUGCUAUCUUGGAGGCGCUGGUUAAGGAGGUCGGGACGCCAUUCCAGAUCGGUAUCUCGGUUAAGAUUCGCAUUCUUAGUGACCCGGAGGAGACGAAGGCAUUGGUUUCUCGGCUGGUGAAGACCGGUAUUACGGGGUUGACGGUGCAUUGUCGGACGACACCGAUGCGGCCCCGUGAACGGGCGAUUCGGGAUCAGCUGCGCAUGGUUGCUUCGAUAUGUCAGGAUGCGGGCGUGGCGUGCGUGAUGAAUGGAGAUGUAACCUCCAAGGAUCAGGCGCUGGCUCUGAUGCAAGAGUUUGGUGUCGACGGGGCAAUGAUUGCCACGGCGGCCGAGGCGAAUCCUUCAUGCUUCCAGACUGAAGCCGAGGGCGGCCUUCUGCCCUGGAAGGAGGUGGUGCACGAGUACCUGAAGUUCUGUCUCGAGGCCGAGAACCGCUUCGGAAACUCCAAGUACCUUCUCAACAUUCUCGUUCCUGGCAAGCUCACCGAGGGCAAGAUUGCGAAAUCAGCAAGAUCGUACGCUGAUACGUGCCAUGCGCUUGGCUUCGAGGACCUCAUGCCCGCCGCGCUGCGGGUGGACGAGAUCCUCAAUCUCACCGACAAGUCAGUUACCACGAAAGAUCUCCAGACCGAAGCUGUCCGCAGCAAGGCCGUGCAGAACGCCAUGGAGAACAACGAAUCCGCCCGGGCUGCUAGCGGCGCAUCUCGAGUGAAAUCCACUUCCCCUGUCGCUACCGCAGGGGGCCCAAUUCGCACGAACUCCAUCCCGGCUCCCACGAAGUCCAAACCCCAGGAGACCGUGUCUGAGGUGGACAUUUCCGUACCGGCUCCUGAAGCUGCUCCUCAGAAGCAGGAGCUGGCAGCAUAAUCUUCGCAUUGUACAAGUUUCAUGUGCAUGUCCUCUUCACUUAUGCCCCCCCUUUUUUCGAAUUUUGUUCUGAUGAGAUGUCCGCAUUAUCUGGUGUUGAAUUUUGGUUCCAGUUUCUUCAUUGCAUUUCCAUUUUCAUAUUCUAUAGAUUCCCAGGGUGUGUUAUGAUAGAUAGAGGCUCGUUACAAGUGUUAUACAUACGAAUAAAUUCCUUCCCCA
Messenger RNA from Aspergillus sclerotioniger CBS 115572, 1678 nucleotides. Its product is annotated as tRNA-dihydrouridine(20) synthase (NAD(+)). Gene Ontology annotation, molecular function: flavin adenine dinucleotide binding; tRNA dihydrouridine synthase activity. The transcript has a single exon. The coding region runs from base 116 to 1459 and encodes 447 amino acids. Gene Ontology annotation, biological process: tRNA dihydrouridine synthesis. Gene Ontology annotation, cellular component: cytoplasm. The record is from RefSeq and is a predicted model, not a curated record. NCBI's taxonomy places the organism in Eukaryota, Fungi, Ascomycota, Eurotiomycetes, Eurotiales, Aspergillaceae.